Messenger RNA from Oncorhynchus kisutch (coho salmon), 7965 nucleotides. RefSeq names its product sodium-coupled neutral amino acid transporter 3. Gene Ontology annotation, cellular component: plasma membrane. The record is from RefSeq and is a predicted model, not a curated record. Gene Ontology annotation, biological process: asparagine transport; amino acid transmembrane transport; histidine transport. Gene Ontology annotation, molecular function: L-histidine transmembrane transporter activity; L-asparagine transmembrane transporter activity; L-glutamine transmembrane transporter activity. The transcript has 17 exons. Bases 405 to 2063 code for a protein of 552 amino acids. NCBI's taxonomy places the organism in Eukaryota, Metazoa, Chordata, Actinopteri, Salmoniformes, Salmonidae.
AACCAAUUGAUUGGAGGUUGCAUGCAGUAGGCGGAACCUGGACACGCUCAACAUCCCACAUUCAAUAGAUUAUGAGCUACAUUUUUAUAGUGAACAUAUUACAUUUACACAGCAAUUGAGAAGGAGCGCACACGGAUCUCAUAAAAUAUUGAUUGCCGUAUAACAGGUAACGGAGUGAAGAGCCACAAGACAAAGAAAAAACAGCAAAGAAGCAGAUGCAAGAUUCGUGUGGAGAUAUUCGGACUGAGUUCACAUUGGCACACUAGUUAUCUCUGACUCCUGAAGGAAAAGAGGAAAAGAAAAGAGGACAUCAGACACACACACACACACACACACACACACACACACACACACACACACACACACACACACACACACACACACACACAUCCAUCAGCACAAAGAUGAGUGACGAUAAAGCAGCUGAAAGCGUUGAACCUGCUCCACCAGCUCCAGCACCAGCGGCAGCACCAGCUUCAGCGGCAGCACCAGCUCCAGCACCAGCAGCAGCACCAGCUCCAGCACCAGCGGCAGCACCGGUGCCAGCAGAGAUGAACUCUAUUCCCAAUGGGAAAGGCCAUGAGCCUGGGGAGGAAACCACAGCGGCAGCCAAAAUACCUCCAGGAGACACCACAGAGCAGGAAAUUGUUCCUAAUAGUGUCCAAAAUGUCAGAAGUGAGGAUCCAGAGGCUAACCUUGCAGAGAGUCAGGAGUUCCUGUCUAGCAUGGAGGACAAGAAGGCCACAGGCUUCACAGACUUUGAGGGGAAGACCUCUUUCGGAAUGUCAGUAUUCAACUUGGGCAACGCCAUCAUGGGAAGUGGAAUUCUGGGAUUGUCGUACGCCAUGGCCAACACAGGGGUCGUCCUAUUCCUGGUGCUCCUGACGGUAGUGGCAGUCCUCUCAUCUUACUCCAUCCACUUGCUACUCAAAUCCUCUGGCAUUGUGGGUAUCCGGGCGUAUGAGCAGCUGGGCCAAAGGGCGUUUGGAACGCCAGGCAAGAUGGCCGCCGGCAUCGCCAUCACACUGCAAAACAUCGGAGCCAUGUCCAGUUACCUGUACAUCGUGAAGUAUGAGUUCCCUCUGGUCAUCCAGGCCUUCCUGGGGGUUGACAAUCCAUCAGGUGAGUGGUACCUGAAUGGGAACUACCUGGUCAUCAUGGUGUCCAUCAGUGUCAUCCUGCCUCUGGCUUUGAUGAAGCAGCUAGGGUACUUGGGCUACACCAGUGGCUUCUCCCUCACCUGCAUGGUCUUCUUCCUCAUCUCGGUCAUCUAUAAGAAGUUCCAUACCCCCUGUCCCUUUAUAGACUUUGCCUUUAACAGCACAGCCAGUGUGAUUGCUGUUACCAACGACACAGGUUACAACCAAGCCUGUGUUCCCAAAAUGGUCAACCUCAACUCACAGACUGCCUACACCAUCCCCAUCCUGGCGUUUGCCUUUGUGUGCCACCCUGAGGUCCUGCCCAUCUACACCGAGCUCAAAAACCCAACCAAGCAAAGGAUGCAGCAUGUGUCCAACAUCUCCAUUGUAGUCAUGUACACCAUGUACUUCCUGGCUGCUCUGUUUGGAUACCUGACCUUCUAUGGUGAGGUGGAGUCAGAGCUGCUGCACACCUACAGCCGUCUGGACCCGUACGACACCCUGAUCCUCUGUGUCCGUCUGGCCGUGCUCACCGCUGUCACACUCACCGUCCCCAUAGUGCUCUUCCCUGUAAGGAGAGCCAUCCAGCAGUUGUUUUUCCCCAACAAGACAUUCUACUGGCCCCGCCACAUUGCCAUUGCUGUCACCCUGCUCACCCUCAUCAACAUGCUGGUCAUCUUUGCCCCUAACAUCCUGGGCAUCUUCGGCAUCAUCGGUGCCACAUCUGCCCCCUGCCUCAUCUUCAUCUUCCCUGCUGUCUUCUACAUCCGCAUUGUACCCGAAGAGGAGGAGCCCAUGCGCUCUACCCCCAAAAUCCUGGCUGCCUGCUUCGCUGGAAUAGGCUUCCUGUUUAUGGUAAUGAGCCUCAGCUUUAUCCUCAUUGAUUGGACGUCGGGGAGUAGCAAAGCCAGCAGCGGUCAUUAGGCUCCUUCUAUAAGUCUUCUGUUUUUAUAUUGUAAAUCUAGACCUGUAUUGUAUUUUCUCUGUGUUGUCAUGGAUCAUAUUUAGUAGAAGAUGCACUAUCUCUUCCUCCAGAAUGAGUGGGCCAUAGUGUCUAGAGAUGGGGAAUUCAAUCUUCUGGAGGUUUCUGCUCCCCGUUGGACUGCUUCUCACUCAAGGUCCAUGGAAUUGUAGCCCAAGCCAAACUGUGUAUAGAGGGAAAGGCCAACAUACUUUCCUGGGGAAGACGAUAGUGCAUUAGAAAGAAAUGGAAAGUCAUGCUGGCUUGCUGAAUCUGCCACCACCUCCCAUUCCAGCCCUGCCCUCCAGACCAGACCCAUAAUCUAUUACCCUAUAAACGUGUAAUCUGUCAAUCACAGCAAGAAUCUAACUGCCACACUCUAGUCUAGAUAACCACAUAGCUUUCAGUAGGGGAGAAGAAGACACAACAGAUCGUUGGAGGCUGGGCAGUUCAUUCAUAUUUGUAGGCCAAGUCUACUGUGUUAAGUUAUUGAUGUAGUUAGGUCAUGGCAAUAUUCGGUACAAUAGCUGAGGGAAUGUGGCAUUAAAAGCUAUUGGACAGAGGCAGAGCGGUGGUUACUGUGGCAACGUCCAGUGACCCGUGCUGGUGUCGUCACCCCGGUGGCCAGAUGCCAUCCUUAAUCUACACGCUCGGCUUCAUUCCUCACAGAUAUCAGAGGAUGGAACCAUGCAACUGAUAUGCAACUGUACAGUGUGUGCAGUCUUAUGACUCUAUCAUUACAAUACAGUAUGAAAUAUAUACAGUAUCAGUCAAAAGUUUGGACACACCUACUCAUUCAAGGGUUUUACUUCAUUUGUACUAUUUUCUACAUUGUAGAAUAAUAGUGAAGACAUCAAAACGAUGAAAUAACACAUAUGGAAUCAUGUAGUAGACGAAAACGUGUUAAACAAAUCAAAAUAUAUUUGAGAUUCUUCAAAGUAGCCACCGUUUGCCUUGAUGACAGCUUUGCACAUUCUCUCAACCAGCUUCACCUGGAAUGCUUUUCCAACGGAGUUCCAACAUAUGCUGAGCACUUGUUGGCUACUUUUCCUUUUCUCUUCACCAACUCAUCCCAAACCAUCUCAAUUGGUUUGAGGUCAGGUGAUUGUGGAGGCCAGAUCAUCUGAUGCAGCACUCCAUCACUCUUCUUCUUAGUCAAAUAGUCCUUACAGCCUGGAGGUGUGGUGGGUCAUCGGGUGGCAGGUAGCCUAAUGGUUAGAGAGUUGGACUUGUAACCGAAAGGUUGCACAAUCGAAUCCCUGAGCUGAAAAGGUAAAAAUCUGUCGUUCUCCCCCUGAACAAGGCAGUUAUCCCACUGUUCCUAGGCCGUCAUUGAAAAUAAGAAUUUGGUCUUAAAACCUGUUACGGCUAGACGUUCCGUUAGCGGAAAAUUGCAGAGCGCGAAAUUCAAAAUAAAUGAUUAGAAAUAUUUAACUUUCAUAAAAUCACAAGUGUAAUACACCAAAUUAAAGCUUAACUUCUUGUUAAUCCAGCCACCAUGACAGAUUUAAAAAAGGCUUUACGGCAAAAGCAAACCAUGCGAUUAUCUGAGGACAGCACCCCAUCAUACAAACACGUGAAAUCAUAUUUCAACCAAGCAUGUGCGACACGAAAUUCAGAAAUAACGAUAUAAUUCAUGCCUUCCCAGAAGAUCUUCUUCUGUUGGCACUCCAAUAUGUCCCAGAAACAUCACAAAUGGUCCUUUUGUUCGAUAAACUCCGUCUUCAUAUCCCCAAAAUGUCAAUUCAUUUGGCACGUUUGAUUCAGAAAUACACUGGUUCCAACUCGCCCAACAUGACUACAAAUUAUCUAAUAAGUUACAUGUAAACUUGGUCCAAACAUUAAACAACUUUCGUAAUCCAACUUUAGGUAUACUAAAACGUAAAUAAUUGAUAGAAUUUAUGACGGAAUAUACUGUGUUCAAUAGCGGAUAAAAUCAACGUGGAGCACGCAACAAACAAAAGAGUACACUUGGCUUGACACACAGAAAGGAAAGGGCUACUUCUUGAUUUCUCUAAGGAAAAAUAUCACCCAAUUACUAAAGACCGUUUACAUCUAGUGGAAACCAUAGGAACUGCAACCAGGUGGCUCAUAAAUCUAGUUCCCCAUAGAAAACCAAUAGAAAACACAAUCAUCUGAAUGUUUUUUUCCUGGAUGGUUUGCCCUCGGGGUUUCGCCUGCCAAAUAAGUUCUGUUAUACUCACAGACAUAAUUGUAACCGUUUUUGAAACUUUAGAGUGUUUUCCAUCCAAAUCUACCAAUUAUAUGCAUAUCCUAGCUUCUGGGCCUGAGUAGCAGGCAGUUUAAGUUGGGCACGCUUUUCAUCCGGAAGUGAAAAUACUGCCCCCUAUCCCAAAGAGGUUUUAACUGACUUGCCUAGUUAAAUAAAGGGAAGGAAAAAAGUUGUCCUGUUGAAAAUGAUAGUCAAACUAAGUGCAUACCAGAUGUGAUGGUGUAUAGCUGCAGAAUGCUGUGGUAGCCAUGCUGGUUAAGUGUCCCUUGAAUUCUAAAUAAAUCACAGAUAGUGUCACCAUGCUUCAUGUGGGAACCACAUAUGCGUUCAUCUACUCAGUGUCUCACAAAGACACGGCAGUUUGGACUCAUCAGACAGAUUUCCACUGGUCCUUUGCUCGUGUUUCUUGGCCCAAGCAAGUUUUAAUUUUUAUUGGUGUCCUUUAGUAGUAUUUUUUUUUGCAGCAAUUCGACCAUGAAGGUCUGAUUCACGUAGUCUCCUCUGAUUAGUUGAUGUUGAGAUGUGUUACUUGAACUCUGUGAAGCAUUUAUUUGAGCUGCAAUCUGAGGUGCAGUUAACUCUAAUGAACUUAUCCGCUGCAGCAGAGGUAACUCUGGGUCCUCCUUUCCUGUGGUGGUCCUCAUGAGAGACAGUUUCAUCAUAGCGCUUGUUGGUUUUUGUGACUGCACUUGAAGAAACUUUAAAAGUUCUUGACAUUUUCGGCAUUGACUGACCUUCAUGUCUUAAAGUAAUGAUGGACUGUCGUUUCUCUUUGCUUUUUUGAGCGGUUCUUGUCAUAAUAUGGACUUGGUCUUUUACCAAAUAGGGAUAUCUUCUGUAUACCAACCCUACCUUGUCACAACACAACUGAUUGGCUCAAACGCAUUAAGAAUAAAGAAAUUCCACAAAUUAACUUUUAACAAGGCGCACCUGUUAAUUGAGAGAAUGCCAAGAGUGUGAAAGGCUGUCAUCAAGGCAAAGGGUGGCGACUUUGAAGAAUUUCAAAUCUCCAAUAUACCGCCAAUAUAUUUCUUUAACACGUUUUUGUUUACUACAUGAUUCCAUAUGUGCUAUUUCAUAGUUUUGAUGUCUUCACUAUUAUUCUACAAUGUAGAAAAUAGUAAAAAUAAAGAAAAAUCCUGGGAUGAGUAGGUGUGUCCAAACUUCUGACUGGUACUGUAUAUACAGAGAGAUAUAUACAUAUAUAUAUAUAUUUUUUUUUUCAUUAUUUUUUUGAUAAAGAAAGAUUGGGUAUGGACAUUUCAGUCUAUCCUCAGCAACAGUAUUAAGGCUAGCAUUUCACAUUGGUGUGUCUCUUCGAUAUGUGCACGGAACUAUAUCAGAAUAGCUUUUUCAUGGUUCGAGGAGCAGCUCUGAUGUCUAAAAUGGAAGGAAAGCCUGGCUAUGAGCUGCCUCCUCAGCCUGGCUAUGAGCUGCCUCCUCAGCCUGGCUAUGAGCUGCCUCCUCAGUAUGAGAGUCUGUUAUCGAGGUGUUGGAGGUGGAGGGUACUGUUAACCUCAUCCGGGAUCAGUGGGGGUGUAUAUCUCUGCAUCGUCAUGUUUUGAUAUUGAGAUGGCUCACUGAUCUAGGACCAGUGUUCUAAGUGUAAGAGGAGGCUCUUUACCCAGGUUUGUUGUUAUGCUGUUUCUGAACAUUUACUAAGAGUAAUCAGAGAUAAACAAAACAUUUGUUUUUUAAACUCACAGGGUCAAUUCAUUACGUGGAGAAUCAAGGAUGGCAUGUGUAAAUAUAGUUAUUUCCAGGACAAGCCCGUUUUUGAGCUUGGUCUCUAACUAUUAGUCUAGUGACAUGGUGCCAUGAUGAGAACACAAUGUGGUGUCAAUGUCUCUCUAACAUCCCUGCAAAGUAGGUGGUUAGUUAUAGCACUGUCAGCUGAUAAGCACAACUUUUUCCGAUAGCCAAUUAAUCAAUUGACAUGCAAACAAUUUAUUUGUAAGAUACUCAUACAUUUUAUAGAUAUGAUUUUAAUGGACUACCCUUUGUAAUAACCAUCUAUGAACAUGUGUCUAAAUCCUAAGUAAGUCAUAUAAUCCUGUGUACGUUACAUUACAAAAAUAUAUGUAUUUGCGGUCUAACAUGGUACAUGGAUGAUUCCUCCAACUACUUGAAGCUCUUUCUCUCCUGUUCGGUGUCUGCAUAGUGCUCAGCAGUCCUGCAAUGAUUUAAGUGUGAACAUGGUGUGUGAACAUGGUGUAUGUCUGUUCAUCUGCUUCAAUAUGGAAAGAACACAACUGUGUACAGUGGAUGUACUGUGAGGAUUGUAAGUGUGUCCAUGUUGUUGAAAUGAAGCAUGGAUGUAUUGUAUUUGAAUUGUGGUACUUAUACACUAUAUUGUAUUGUGAAACAAUCAAGGGAUUCAUUAACCAUAAGUGUAACUGAAGUGUUGAUCUCUUAUCAUUAUGCAGUAUUUAAUGAGCAUGUAAGAUUUAAAAGCCUGACUGAACCUUUCAUAAUUUCCGACUAGAGUGUUGUCAGGUAUGAGUGGCAUAUUAUUACUGGUCAGUUUUUUAAACAUCCCUGUCUGCCAACUCCUUGUGUUGAGCAGGUUUGAUAGAUCAGGUGAAAUGUCCCUUGUCUCUCUCUGUUGUUUUGCUUGUGAUGAAGUUGCAGAUUCAACAUUACAUACAGUGAGUGCUGUAAUAUUGUACACGAGUAUUGUAUCAUUGUUCUGUCAAACCUAGUUGUGAGGGCAAAAAAAGUCCUCUCUCAAUCAAUCAUUGAUCAACUCUUCCUCAGAGAAUGAUGACCAUUCUGCAUGUUCCAGUAUAUAGAGAGACUGGUCAGUAUCAGCCAGCUCAGCUCUGCUCUCUCUGUCUAUUACUCAUUUAUGUCAUAGCUUAACAGAUGAUUCUGUUUCCAUUUAGAUAAAGAUCAAUGUUUAAAGUCAGAUAUUUUAACAACAUGUUUGUGUUAUUCUGAUGCCAUAUACAACUGUUACUGGUAUAUUAUUCUGGGGCGGCAGGUAGUCUAGUGGUUAUAACGUUGGACUAGUAACCGAAAGGUUGUAAGAUCGAAUCCCUGAGCUGACAAGGUAAAAAUCUGGCAUUCUGCCCCUGAACAAGGCAGUUAACCCACUGUUCCUAGGCUGGCAUUGAAAAUAAGAAUUUGUCGUUAACUGACUUGCCUAGUUAAAUAAAACAUUGAAAAAUCUGUGACAUACAGUAUCAGACCUUAAAAAUAUAAUUUAUUAGCACCAGGAGGCGAAAGUCAUUGUUAAAGUGGCUGAUCUGAUACCUUGACUAGUCUGGUAACUUGCUCCAUACAGUAUCAAACUCUCAUUUCCUUGUGUGAUUUAAUGAAAUUGGUAUAUGAGUUUAUAACAACUUUAAUGAAAUAUUGACUUCGGCCAGCAUUUAUAAAUAAUGUAUAUAAAUGUAAACCCUUUUCAUUCAAUUUGCAUAUCUAGUUUGCAUAAUGUAAAUAGCAGGUACAGUUUUAGUUUGAUAAUUAAAAAAGAUAAAUGUAAUCAUUUUUAAAGUGCUUUUAAACCUAUCUGCCCUUCCUUUUAUGUCUUUAUUUUCAUGUAUAUCAAUAUAUUUGAAUACAUUGCUGGCAGUAAUUGUACUGUAAACAAUGUUGCAAUAAAAAUAAUAAAAUAACAUUAUACUUUU